Oncorhynchus tshawytscha (Chinook salmon) is the source of this 1471-nucleotide messenger RNA. RefSeq names its product enhancer of rudimentary homolog. The transcript is spliced from 4 exons. The coding region runs from base 130 to 444 and encodes 104 amino acids. The record is from RefSeq and is a predicted model, not a curated record. NCBI's taxonomy places the organism in Eukaryota, Metazoa, Chordata, Actinopteri, Salmoniformes, Salmonidae.
UCUACCGGAAGAGAAUCUACCUCUACUUCCUUUCUUUCCUUAACAGCUGCAUUGCACGGGGUUAGCAAAGCAGUAUAACAGCAAAUUAAACACUGAAUCUGCAAGUCUAGCUUGGACACCAGAACAAACAUGUCACACACAAUUCUGCUUGUCCAGCCAACAAAGAGACCAGAGGGGAGGACAUAUGCCGACUACGAGUCAGUCAACGAAUGCAUGGAGGGUGUGUGUAAAAUGUACGAGGAGCACCUGAAGAGGAUGAACCCCAACAGUCCCUCAAUCACCUAUGACAUCAGCCAGCUGUUUGACUUCAUUGACGAUCUGGCGGACCUCAGCUGUUUAGUAUACCGGGCGGACACUCAGACAUACCAGCCAUACAACAAAGACUGGAUCAAGGAGAAGAUCUACGUGCUGCUGCGGCGUCAAGCCCAACAAGCUGGGAAGUAAAGACAGGGAAGAAGCUGAGAGGUUGCCCCCUUUGCACAGCUAGGAUCAGUUUGCUCCACCCUGAAAUGAAAAGCCCAAACUGAUUCGGGACCAGUACGGGGUCCGGCAGGGUAGCCUAGUGGUUAGAGCAUUGGACUAGUAACCGAAAGGUUGCAAGUUCAAAUCCCCGAGCUGACAAGGUACAAAAUCUGUCGUUCUGCCCCUGAACAGGCAGUUAACCCACUGUUCCUAGGCUGUCAUUGAAAAUAAGAAUUUGUUCUUAACUGACUUGCCUAGUAAAAUAAAAAAAAUAAACAUAGGGGCAACUUCAUCCUUGGCUUUUUGGUAGAGGUUGUAAAGAGGGAGGGGGACAGUGGCCCUUUUCGAAUACACAAUGUGCAUUCACCCUCCCUUGAGAUAAUCACAGAUCGAGAAGUGAUUGGAUAGAUGAGAACAAGGUUAUCAACCUAUUGUUUUCACCAAUUCAACUGAAUCUGAUCAUUGAUUACGCCAAGGAAGGGAGGAAAGUAUUCGAACCGCGACGGUGAUCUAUGGGCGGGAGACAAGCCUAUAAUUUGUUUGGGUCUAUUCUUUGUGGAAGUGGCUAGUUGAUUUGAAGGACAAAUGUAUUGGUAAAGAUGGGUCUUUUGAACAAAAGAAACUAGACAAGGUUACAUGAACUAAAAACAGGACAACUAUUUUUGUUUCUUUCAUUAAAUGUCCAUUUCUGUUCAAGGAAGAGGGUUAUGAGGAGUGACUUUGCUUUGUUUUUUAUGAAAAUUAUGGGAGAGUUGAAUUGAAACAUGCCACUGAUGGUGUCCGUUAAAGGUGUAAUUUGGUAACAUUGACGAAUGUGAUUUACCUUAAAUGCUGAUUAUUAAUUUAGGGUGAAUUAUGUCAGCUUUAUUUUCCAUAUUUGCACCUCUUACUACCAUUUUUUAUUUUAGACCUGUGAAAUCCUGUUUUUGUAAACUUGAUAUUUGGAAUUUCUGACAUCUCUGGUAAUUGUUUUUUCUCUGAAUACAGGAAAUACAUUUUUCAGAUUUUA